AUGUGUGAACACAGAAACACACAAGCUUCCAUAUCACAUGGGGCAUAUGGCAGCAUCAGUUGUACAGAUGGAGGCAUAUUUAAUCCUAAGGUACCUACACUGCUAGUUUGUCUUUAUAUCUUUGGGAUAACAGAGCCUUACAAUUUGAGAUUGUCAAGGUGCUUCUCUGUCAAUCUUAUCACCUGUUUUCUAGGAACCCCAACUGCUGGUCAAGCCUUGAACGGAGCUGUAGUGAACCAGCUGCUGUAUGUCAGAAGUCAAAUAGAGCGCACAGCUUCAGCCACUCUAGCCCAUCUGCCGCAGCCUGUCACCAAUACCCUCCUGCAGGCUCUUCCACCCAUAGAUGCUCUCAUGGCCUCUGCAGUGCAACCCCUCUUUCUGUCCAUUACACAAGCAGUAGAGGCCAUCAUUCUCACAAUGCAUAAUGAGGACUUUUCUGGAGGAGAUACAGGUGGCAGUGACUCACAGUGUUCGCUCUACAUGAAAGAGCUCCAAGGGUUUAUCAACCGAGUAGCAACGGAUUAUGUUGCUAUUUACCAGCCUUCGGCAAUUAUAAAGGAAAAUGUGCAUAUGCUAGCAUGCAGGUGCUUAGAAUUAUUUGUACGUCAUGCAAGUCUGUUGCGUCCAAUAGGAGAUGGUGGAAAACUGCGACUGGCAGCAGACUUUGCCCAGAUGGAACUGGCCAUCAAUCCUCUGUGCAGCCGUCCAUCAGAGCUGGGCAAGCCAUACCGCAUUGUGAGGACCUUCCGACCGCUGCUAUUCCAGACGACAGACCACAUCAGCGCUUCACCCAGCAUUGGAGAUGUCAUUCCCUACUCGGUCAUCCUGCACUUCUUGUUCGCUAAGGCUCCUCCGGAACUUAGGUCUCCGCAUCAGACUGCAGGAUGGUCGGUCAGCAGGUAUAGCAACUGGCUGGAUGAACAUCGUGAUGAGCGAGAGAGAUUGCAGCUUGUGAGAGGUGCCCUGGAGGCGUACGUAGCCAAUGUCAGAUCACGCAACCUCACACAGUUCGCCCCAGUAUAUCCUGUCAUGCUCAAACUCUUAGAGAGAGGGAUGAGUGCACAUGGAAUGUCAAGUACUUCUUAGGUAUGAAAGUGUUUGAAGUUUAGGGCUAUAGGUUUUCUGAUCUGUGUUAUAUAUUUUAUAUUUGACUUAUAGUAUGGGUGUCUGUUUAGUCUUUGUAAAGCUUGUGAAGGUUUUAUGCUGAAUGAGCACUUGUAUAUUAAUUUAUUGUUAUUAUUAUUUUAUUUUAUUUUAUGAUCCAGAACUCGAGCAAGAUUUUUGGAAUAUAUGAAUGCUUUUGUUUGAUGAUUGCACAAUGCAGGUAUUUGAAUCUUAGAUCUAAAUUUUUUUGUUAUGAAGUUAAGAGAUUAAAAUAUGAUGAAGCAUGGCAUUAUUUUUAACCAUCAGUUGAGCUCCAGAUGAUGGAUAAACAGUUAAUGGUUGAAACAAAUAUAUAUGCCAGACAUCAAAGGUCAAAUAGCGCUAUGGUCAAGUAUUGCGGUGAAAAGGGUAAAGUUGAGUUAAAGAUUAGGAUGAAAUGUGUUAGAUGUCAAAGAUUAGAGGGUUAUAGAAUUGAUAUUAUGUGAUUAUAUUAGGAAUUUAUUUAGAAAAAAUGUGGUGUGGUUAUUUAAAACUUCGUGCUCAUCUUUCUGAGAAUAUAUAAAAUAUGUAACAAUUUGAAUCGUUUAUGAAAAUGUUCAAGUUUGAGAAGCUACCACGGUAGUUUAUCUGAUCUCGCUCAACCAUUCACAUCCUGAUCUGCAAUGUCUUAUGAUCAAAACAGACCAAUACCAUAAUUUGUAAACCUA
Messenger RNA from Penaeus vannamei (Pacific white shrimp), 1811 nucleotides. NCBI's taxonomy places the organism in Eukaryota, Metazoa, Arthropoda, Malacostraca, Decapoda, Penaeidae. The record is from RefSeq and is a predicted model, not a curated record.